AUGUUCCGCGAUGAUUACCUGGCCUCAACCGGGGUGGAUGUGCGAUUCCGCCUGACAUUCACAGGCAGCGGCGUGCAGGCGCGUGCUGUGAUCGACGGCCUUCCCGCUGAUCUUGUGGCCCUGGCCCUGCCCCUGGACGUUGAAAAGAUUGUUGACGCGGGCCUCAUCCGCCAGGACUGGACCAAGGCCUACCCCAACAACUCUGUCGUGUGCGAGACCACGGUGGCGCUGGUGACCCGCCAGGGAAACCCCUGGGGCAUUCGCGACUGGGGGGACCUGACACAGCCCGGCCUGCAGGUGGUCCUAGCCAACCCAAAAACUGCCGGUGUGGCACGCUGGAUUUUCCUGGCGCUGUGGGGGCACCGCAUGAAGAGGGGCGACGCUCCCGCCCUGGACUACGUCACAAAGGUGUUUGAUAAUGUGGUGGUGCAGCCGCGCGAUGCACGCGAGGCGUCUGAUGUGUUCUACCGGCAGCGCAUUGGGGACGUCCUGCUGACCUACGAGAAUGAGGUCGUGCUCACCAACGAGGUUUACGGCAAACAGAAGGCGCUGCCCUAUGUGGUGCCCUCGCCCAACGUCCGCAUCGCCUGUCCCCUAGCGCUGGUGGACAAGGUGCUGGAUUCGAAGCCCGCAGCUGCACGACAGGCGGCUCACCAGUUUGCAAACUUCUGCUUCACUCCCCGAGCCCAGGUCGAGUUUGGCCGUGUUGGGUUUCGGCCCAACCCCCGGCUGUGCAAGGAGCAGCCUGAGCACCUGGCUGGCCGCGGGGGCGUACAGAUGUGGAACGUUGAGGAUGCUCUGGGCGGGUGGGCAGCGGCGCAGCGCAAGUUCUUUGACGCUGGACGCAUCCUGGACCGCAUCCAGUCAGAGGUCGGAGCGCGCCGGCUGGCCCGUGGCAAGGCCGGGGCUGUGGUGCGGCGACACGCUGCAGCGUGA
This is a messenger RNA of Monoraphidium neglectum, 936 nucleotides long. RefSeq names its product Sulfate-binding protein Flags: Precursor. Lineage: Eukaryota; Viridiplantae; Chlorophyta; Chlorophyceae; Sphaeropleales; Selenastraceae. Gene Ontology annotation, biological process: sulfate transmembrane transport. The record is from RefSeq and is a predicted model, not a curated record. Gene Ontology annotation, molecular function: molecular carrier activity. The transcript has 9 exons. The coding region runs from base 1 to 936 and encodes 311 amino acids.